UAUUUUCUCCCUCGCUCUCUCUCUCUCUCGCGCACUUUUUUUCGUCCAUCUGCGGACCGAUUCAUUUCGUCGCUUCCGUCCCCUCCCCCGACAUGAAGUAAUGAAAAUCCUUUUCGCCAAGACGAUUCCCGGUCCUUUUUAUCCGCUAUGAAGACCUAGUUGGAUCUGAGAUUGAUUAGUUCUUCUCUCACUGAGGAAGUGGAAGGAGCAUAAUUGUCAUUCGAACAAAAUGGAAGACACGGUGAAACAGCAAGCGACGGAUCCUUUUGAGGUUGCAUUUGCUGAUCAGGAUUCACCACCAGAAUCUCCUAUACGUGAGGCUCCAGCAACCAACACUCAUGAUCAAAGAACUGCUGCAGAAAACAACCGUGUCGUAGAAAAAAACAAAGAAGAAGAGGAAGAGGAGGAGGAAGAAAAUGUGGACUCUGAAUUAGGAAAGUUCCAGACUGGAGAUCCUGACAAAACGGCUAAAAUGCAGGCAAUUUUAUCACAAUUUACGGAGGAACAAAUGAGUCGAUAUGAAUCCUUCCGAAGAUCUGGUUUUCAAAAAGCUACCAUGCGGAGGUUGCUGAUGAGCAUAGCUGGGUGUCCUAUAUCUAUGCCAAUGACAAUUGUCAUGUCUGGAAUUGCGAAGAUGUUUGUUGGUGAGCUUGUAGAAACAGGUAGAAUAGUAAUGAACGAGCGCAAGGAAAAUGGUCCAAUCAGGCCAUGCCAUAUCAGAGAAGCAUAUAGGAGACUCAAGUCAGAAGGAAAGAUUCCUCGUCGAUCCCGGCAACGCCUGUUUCCAUGACUUCCCAAUUUUGCAAUAAGAAUGAACUAUUUGUACCUCUGAAGAAAUUAGGGUAACCAAAUGUUUGAGGACCAUCUAUCUCAACAUGGGUAGUGCUCGAUUUUUAUGA
Messenger RNA from Nymphaea colorata (pocket water lily), 899 nucleotides. Its product is annotated as transcription initiation factor TFIID subunit 11. Gene Ontology annotation, biological process: transcription initiation at RNA polymerase II promoter; RNA polymerase II preinitiation complex assembly. The coding region runs from base 230 to 790 and encodes 186 amino acids. Lineage: Eukaryota; Viridiplantae; Streptophyta; Magnoliopsida; Nymphaeales; Nymphaeaceae. Gene Ontology annotation, cellular component: nucleus; transcription factor TFIID complex. The transcript has 6 exons. The record is from RefSeq and is a predicted model, not a curated record. Gene Ontology annotation, molecular function: protein heterodimerization activity; transcription coactivator activity.